CGGUGCUGUCUGAGACAGCGAGUGUUUUGUCAAUUUUAGUGUCUGGCUGAAUUUCUUAUUAAAAAUUAGAAUUUAAAUAUUUACAAAUCUCUUGAUAAUCAGUUUAAUUCUAUUAUUAGUUAUGAGUGUUCCGGUCAAGAGAGAGAAGCAGGAAGGUGGAUUUGCAGAACUUCAAUUGACAACAAAUAACAUAAAACAGGAGCUAAUAACCUCAGAGGAAGCCCCAACUACUGCUCAGAUGGCGACAGUUGCCGUAGAUAGCAGCCAAGAACCAGCGCCAGAGUGCAGCACUGCAUUCGCUCCAACCGAUAAUGACUUCAGCCAACAACAUUAUUUAAUCCCUGGCUACAAUCUAAUAUUCAUCAAAGAAGAAGAUUCCCAAGAUGGAGAAGACAUUUCAGAAGAAGUUGACUUUGGCGCAGUGAAGAGUGAAGCAGAAAUGUGGCCUCCUAUCAGCGGCACUGCCAAUGCAACAGAAGUGGGUGGACUGGAUGCACAUUUAAUCUCUCCAGUGGAAAAGUGCACUGAGCUAACAGUAGCUGGCAAAGAGACCAAGCUCUACAGCUGUGCCGACUGCAGCUAUAAAAGUCCAUGGAUUUAUGAUUUGAAGAGACACAUUAGAACACACACUGGGGAAAAACCAUUCAGUUGUAACUUCUGUGACUAUAAAUGUGCUACUUUAGGUAAUUUGAAGAGCCACAUCAGAACACACACUGGUGAAAAACCUUUUAGUUGCAAAUUUUGUGAUUUUAAAUGUGCCACUUCAGGCUAUAUGAACAUACAUAUCAGAACACAUACAGGUAAAAAACCAUUUAGUUGUAACUUUUGUAACUACAAAUGUGCUCAAUCAAGUGUUUUGAAGAAACACAUCAGAACACAUACUGGUGUAAAACCAUUCAGUUGCGAAUUUUGUGACUAUAAAUGUAGUCAGAAAUCUUACUUGAAAUUACAUCUCAGGUCACAUACAGAUGAAAAACCAUUCAGUUGCGAAUUUUGUGACUUUAAAUGUAGUCGGAAAUCUAAUUUGAAAUUUCAUAUCAGAACACAUACAGAUGAAAAACCAUUUAGUUGUAACUUUUGUAACUACAAAUGUGCUCAAUCAAGUGAUUUGAAGAAACACAUCAGAACACAUACUGGUGUAAAACCAUUCAGUUGCGAAUUUUGUGACUAUAAAAGUAGUGAGAAAUCUAAACAUACGGUUUCUCUGCUGCAAAAUAUGGAGUACCUAGUCUGUGGAAAGAUCGCCAAAGUUGAGCUCAUGAGGGUGGAUGACAUCUCAAAAUCCGAAUCAAUAAUCUAUUCACAGAUUGAAAUUGUGAAACAUGAGAGUCCAUUUGAAAAAAUUGACAUUGAAAUUAAGAAUGAACCUCUUCAUAGCAAUACAGCUAUUCAUCAGAUCAAGAGAGAGGAGCAAGAAGAUGGAUUUGCAGAACUUCAAUUGACAACAAAUAACAUCAAACAGGGGCCAAUAACCUCAAAGGAAGCCCCAACUACUACUCAGAUGGCGACAGUUGCUGUAAAUAGCAGCCAAGAACCAGCGCCAGAGUGCAGCACUGAAUUCGCUCCAACCGAUAAUGACUUCAGCCAACAACAUUAUUUAAUCCCUGGCUACAAUCUAAUAUUCAUCAAAGAAGAAGAUUCCCAAGAUUACAUUUCAGAAGAAGUUGACUUUGGCGCAGUGAAGAGUGAAGCAGAGAUGUGGCCUUCUAUCAACGGCACUGCCAAUGCAACAGAAGUGGGUGGACUGGAUGCACAUUUAAUCUCUCCAGUGGAAAAGUGCACUGAGCCAACUGUGGCUGACAAAGAGACCAAGCUCUACAGCUGUGCCGACUGCAGCUAUAAAAGUCCAUGGACUUAUGAGUUGAAGAGACACAUUAGAACACACACUGGGGAAACACCAUUCAGUUGUAACUUCUGUGACUACAAAUGUGCUACUUCAGGUAAUUUGAAAGUACAUAUCAGAUCACAUACAGGUGUAAAACCAUUCAGUUGCAAAUUUUGUGACUAUAAAUGUAGUCAGAAAUCUAAUUUGAAAUUACAUAUCAGAACACAUACAGAUGAAAAACCAUUUAGUUGUAACUUUUGUGACUAUAAAUGUGCUACUUCAGGCAAUUUAAAAGUACAUAAAAGAUCACAUACAGAUGAAAAACCAUUUAGUUGUAACUUUUGUGACUAUAAAUGUGCUACUUCAGGCAAUUUAAAAGUACAUAUAAGAUCACAUACAGAUGAAAAACCAUUUAGUUGUAACUUUUGUGACUACAAAUGUGCUACUUCAGCCAAUUUGAAAGUUCAUAUCAGAUCACAUACACGUGAAAGACCUUUUAGUUGCGAAUUUUGUGACCAUAAAUGUUCUCAUUCAAAUGAUUUGAAGAAACACAUCUGAAAACACACUGGGGGAAAGCCGGUGAAGAAAAAAUUGUGAGAUAUUCAUUUAUAGAAUAUGAUAGUUUCCACUGAGUAUAACAAGACCCAUAGUGGGACAAAACAAAAUAGCACUGUAUAUGAAUAAACUAUAAAUUAAUGUAAAUCCAGAAUUAUGAUUCGAUAAACUAGAAUUAUGAAUUAUGUGACUUUUAGUGUUCUGAUUUAUGUACUUUGAAGUCAUAUAAUAUUAGAGCCCAUAAAGUUGAAAAGUAAUUGAAUAAGUAGUCUUAGUAGUUUUAUUGACAUUGUUUUGUUUCUCAGUCGAUCAAGAUUUGUGUGAUUGGUUUCAGAUUCUUGUGCACUUAAUAAUUUAUUGUAACUUAAUUGAGUAAAUUCCAACUGAAUAGGAGAGUAGAAGUACAAUUGUAUGCAAGUUGAGUCUAUGUAUUUAUCCAUCUACCAGAUUUACUCUUCUCUCCUUAUAUUAACUUAUCCAGAAAUAUAAAUUUGCAGAAAUCAAAGCAACAAGUUGGUGAGUUUCUAAUGCUUUAUCCUUACAACUUGGUAUUGCAAGGAGCUCUCCCACUCUCAUUAAAGGUAAAGAAUAUUCAUGCCUCUUCAAUUGUAAAUUCGUCUUCAAGACACCAAUGAGCCUCACAACUGUUAUAUGUCAGCCAAGUCCGCCAGUUUAUAGUGUUCUUGUAGAAUCAUGUUUAAUCUGAAUAGUCAUUAUCAGACUCACUGUCAUAUGUAAAGUGUUAAGUUGUAGAGUGCUAGUAAAUCGAUAAUUAUCCAAUCAAUCUCACAACACAGAAAGAUUGUCUUGUUGGGAGAUUCAUACACGAAUCAAGGUUCAUCUGAUUUAUAAAAUCAAUUGUUAGCUCAUUGAAUUUGAGCAUUGAGUAAUUGUCAUGUGUUCAGUUAUGAAUCUAUUUCUAUUAAAUCACUUGGCAGUGUUUGGAAAAUUACAAAUGUUUUCUGGAUGCUGACUGUUUCACUGUUGCCAUGUUUAUUUGAACUUGAAAACUACAAAAUUCUCACCCACUGACUCAAAUUAUCUAUCAUCUUUCUCAAUUGAAAGUCAUUGCAAUGUUUAUUUAUUUCCAUGACUGAGUUCAGUAUUAGUGUGAAGUAGAUGGAAAGUGUAAGCUACCUGCAAUAUUGACAAUGUAAUCCCUAGUACAACAAUUGAUAUAAUUGUCUAGAAAAUGUGUGGAAACGAUGCUAUAGUGUGUUCCAUGUUAUAAUGGCAGUGGAUAAAGAUAGAAGAAUAGCGAUGCCGAUUCUCUGCAUUAAAAGUCCUAACUCCGCCUAAUAAAGAUUUUUUCAUUUUCAUUAAUUAAUUAUAUUUCUGCACUGUCAAAAACAUAAUUGUCAUCGUUGUGGACCUAGAAAAAAAUAGUACCUCCGGCUUUGUCGAAUGAUACACAAGGAUAGCAAAACCAAAGUUGAUCAACUACUGUCAUUAUAACGUGGACCUCACUAUAGAUUCAUUCUUUUUUCUCUGAGAAGUAGUUUUAAUGAGAAUAAUAAUUUAAUUGAUUCAUUCAUAUGAUUCAUUUGAAAUCAUUUAAUAAUCCAUUCAUUGAUUGUGUUGACAAAUUAAUAUUAUUAAUCAUCCGAGAAAUGUUCUUCUUUAUCUCGUGGAAAAUAUUAUAGAAUAUUAAACAGUCUAUUGUGAGAUAUCCUUGCUUAGUCGUGUUGUCGAUUAUUUAUUGCUGUAUAUAGGUGUGUAUCUAUUGCACUGUGUACUCGUACUUCUUACUCAUUUUGUUGCUUCAUUGGCAGGUAUCAGUCCUCUGACAUUCAUUUGUUAGUUUUAUUCAUUUUUUGUAACAUUUUUAUUUUCAUUUUAGAAUCUUUUCAUUUCUAUAUUCCGUUUUAUGAUAAUUUUCUUGUAUACAUCUAUUUUUUUCCUUCUCUUGUAUUUCUAUAGUUUUUUAUUUUAACAAUAUUGCAAUUGUAAGUUACAUUGCUCUUUGUAUUUUGAUUUUAUAAUAAUUUUGUAUUGUUGUAUUUGUGUAGGAGACACAUUAGGGGUAACCUGUUGUCUCCAUAAAUAAAUAAAUUUAAUUUAUUUGUACUAGUUUAUUCAGGACAAAAUGUCAGAGGUUGUCUGGUAUAGCUCAGCUGGUAGAGCUGUCUCCUCAAAUGUGAAAAGAUCAAUUCUGAUAAUCUCAUCUUCAUGACAAUUAAAUUUUCAUUAAAUUACCACCUCAUCAACAACAAAA
Messenger RNA from Nilaparvata lugens (brown planthopper), 4595 nucleotides. RefSeq names its product gastrula zinc finger protein xFG20-1-like. The transcript has 12 exons. Gene Ontology annotation, molecular function: RNA polymerase II cis-regulatory region sequence-specific DNA binding; DNA-binding transcription factor activity. Gene Ontology annotation, biological process: regulation of transcription by RNA polymerase II. The record is from RefSeq and is a predicted model, not a curated record. The coding region runs from base 122 to 2383 and encodes 753 amino acids. Lineage: Eukaryota; Metazoa; Arthropoda; Insecta; Hemiptera; Delphacidae.